Messenger RNA from Drosophila subobscura, 6420 nucleotides. RefSeq lists its product as uncharacterized. The transcript has 14 exons. Gene Ontology annotation, biological process: actin filament bundle assembly. Gene Ontology annotation, molecular function: actin filament binding. Gene Ontology annotation, cellular component: cytoplasm. The record is from RefSeq and is a predicted model, not a curated record. The coding region runs from base 26 to 6187 and encodes 2053 amino acids. NCBI's taxonomy places the organism in Eukaryota, Metazoa, Arthropoda, Insecta, Diptera, Drosophilidae.
GUUCGGUACGGGACGGGACGGGACCAUGCCCAGUAGUUCGCCGGUGAUCGUGUGGAACGGUGCUCAGUAUACGGCCAGCAGCAAAGAGCUCGAGCAGCUGCGUCGCGACUACGGCCUGGAUGCACGCAUGCUGGAGGCGACCCUUGUGCCGCGCUACAAACGCCACAAACCGGAGGCCAGUGCACGCAACGAGCACGUCAAUCCCAUCUCCAGCUCCAGUUCGGACUGGAUUCUGCGCCAGGAUAAGGACAAGACCGUCAGCCAGGUCAAUUUCCAUCCCUGGCCGGGCACCCACUUCGAUCUGGUGCCGUGGCGACGCACCCGCUCCGCCUUGGACCUCACCUCGGUGGCCGACUACAACCACAGCCUGCUGGUGGACGCCAAGUCGCUGCGCGGCCUAGAGAAGCUCGAGUUGCGGCAGCAACGGCGCCGCCUGCAGCGUGCCCAGUCCACCCACCAAGGCCUGAGGCGCCUCGUGCGCGUGCGCCUCAUCUUCUCCAUCGAGCUGCGCCACAAGCGGAUGGAGGUGCUCCGGAAGAGCGCGCUGCCCGUGCGCGUCUUUGAGCAGCGGUUCGCUCUCAGCGAGAACGAGAGCGCCGCCUACGAGCGGGUGCUGCUGGAUGCCAAUGCGGGAGUGGAGCAGCAUGUGGGCUACUUCAGCAGAAGGCCACAGCAGCCAGCGCAGGAUGAGCAGCUUGUGGUGGACUUUGCCAGCGAAACAGAGGCAGAAACGGAGGAUAAAGCGGAAGCCGAUGAGGCUCUCUAUGCCACAAUAGCCAGCCCAGGAGCCAAGAGAGCAGCUUCCACAGCAACUGGCACUGCCACUGUUCCUCCUCCUGUUGCUGUCACUGCCAAUGUAACUCCUGCAUCGGGUCAGGUGCCAUGCGUCAAGUGUCGCCACAUUGCCAUCAAACUAAGAACCAUAAACGACUAUGCUCUAAGCUCGAAUCUGCACUUGAAGCACAGCAACAGCAACAGCAACGGCAACGGCAACAACCACAACAGCCACAAGCUGAACAACUUGCACAGCAACAACAAAGUCAUUGGCAGCGGCAACGGCAACGGCCACUGCAACAGCAACAGCAACAGCAGCAACAGCAGCAGCAACCUGAACAGAAUGAUGCACGCCCACCAGCUGGACUCGUAUCUGGGCGGAGGACCACUCCAGAUGAUGAACAUGAGCAGCAUUGGCCAACUGCACCAUCCGGGGAAUGUUUCGGCAAACGAAAGGCCCAACGGAGGGGCUCUGGCACUGCACUAUGCUGCCGCGCGUGGCUGCCUCGAUUGUGUGCAACUGCUGGUGGCAGCAUCUGUAGAUAUUUGCUACUUCUCCACCAUCAACGUUAAGAAGGGCCUGCUGGGCCGCAUGACCACAAGUCUGACCUCCUACCGCCGCAGCAAACAGAAGAGCAAAUCGAACAAUGACAUCCACACGAUCAUCGCCACGGAGGUAACGGCCGCCAUCCUCAGCAGCAGCAGCCACAGCAGCAAUUCGGAGAUCGAGCAAAGCCCCACGGAGCUGGGAGGCCAGAAUCAGGACAGCCACAGCCACAGCCACAAACAGGAGCAUAGCAAUUCGAAUAGCAGCGAUCUGCAGGAUCUAAGUGAGCUCAUGAUGGAGGCACACAAGCAUCAGCACUCGCACCAGCACCAGCACCAGCAUCCGCACCAGCAUCAGCAUCAGCCGAGGAAGGCCGCUGUGGAGGCUGUGCGGGAUCGCUUGGAUGUUGAGGAUGAUGAGAACGACUCCAACGAUGAUGACGAGGCGACGCCCAUGCUGAGCGGAGUGGGGCGAAAGGAGCAGAACAAUCGCCGCAGUGUUGUGAGCGCCAAUACGCAAAUGGACAAUGAUGUCACGCCCGUCUAUUUGGCAGCACAGGAGGGCCACUUGGAGGUGCUCAAGUUUCUGGUGCUUGAAGCCGGCGGCUCACUUUAUGUUCGUGCACGCGACGGCAUGGCACCGAUCCAUGCCGCUUCACAAAUGGGCUGCUUGGAUUGCCUCAAAUGGAUGGUUCAAGACCAAGGCGUCGAUCCAAAUCUGCGGGAUGGCGACGGUGCCACGCCACUGCAUUUUGCCGCCUCACGGGGUCAUCUGUCCGUGGUGCGUUGGCUGCUCAAUCACGGUGCCAAGUUGUCGCUGGACAAGUAUGGCAAGUCGCCCAUUAACGAUGCGGCCGAGAACCAGCAGGUUGAGUGCCUGAAUGUGCUGGUCCAGCAUGGUACGUCGGUGGACUACAACAGCAAGAACAGCGUGCAGCGACAUAAGGCGCAGCAGCAGCAAAUGCAACAUCAACAGCAGCAACAUCAGCAGCAGCAGCAGCAGCAGCAGCAACAUUUGAGCAGCAGCUGCAACUCAAACUCAAACUCCUCGAAGCAAACGAGUCGCAGCAACACCAUCAAGUCCAAGUCAUCGUCCACAUUGAGCUCCGAUGUGGAACCAUUCUAUUUGCAUCCGCCAGCAGUGACUGCAGGCGCUGGAGGAGGAUCAGCAAUGGGCUUGGGCCUAGGCAUGGGCAUGGGCAUGGGCAUGGGCAUGGGCAUUGGUAUGGGAAUCUCGCGAAAGAACAGCGAUGCCUUGUACUCGCAGCAGUCGCGCAGCUCCUCGGAGAAGCUGUACAAUGGCAGCUCAUCCAUGGGGGGAGGCAACGGAGGUGGAGGUAGCAGCUCCACGGGCGGUGGCGGUGGCGGCGGCGGCGGCGGGGCAUUGUUGCCCAACGAUGGGCUGUAUGUAAAUCCCAUGAGGAACGGCGGAAUGUAUGCCACGCCCUCGCCCAACGGCAGCAUCUCGGGUGAGUCGUUCUUCCUGCACGAUCCGCAGGACAUCAUCUACAACCGGGUGCGGGACCUGUUCGUGGACUCGGACUGCAGCAGCGUGAAGCAGCACAACAGCAACAACAACAGCCACAGCCACAGUCACAGCCACAGUCAUCACAGCAGCAGCCACCAUCAUCAGCAGCAGAUAAUGCAGUCGAAGGCUGGCAACGCAAUGACCAUCCAGGCGGAUGUCCAUUCCAGCUCGAGCGGCGCUGGCAGCGGCUCCGACGAGUCCGUCUCCAUCUCGUCCAGCUUCAAUUCGCCCAAGAGCAGCAGCCACCACCAUCAGCAGAUGCGCAGCCAAAGCUUCAAUCGGCAUGGCAGCAGCAGCAACAGCAACAUCAGCAACGGCAAUGGCAACAUCAGCAACAGCAACAGCAGCGGCGGGAAGAACAACAACAGCAACAAUAACUACAAGCAGCACAAGAGCAUGGCCAGCAAUGGCAAUCAGAAUGGUGGCGGGGAUCACGAUUACGAGGAUAUUUAUCUGGUGCGUGAGGAGUCGCGCAAGCAGCACCAACAUCAGCAGCAACACCAGAUACAGCUGCAGCAACAUCAGCAACAGCUGCAGCAACAUCAGCAGCAGCAACAGCAACAUCAGCAGCAGCAUCAGCAACAUCAGCAGCAACAGCAGCAACAGCAGCAGCAGCAACAUCAGCAACAGCAGCAACAACAGCAACAUAAAUACAAUGUGGGACGUUCUCGAUCCCGGGACAGUGGCUCCCACUCACGUUCGGCCAGCGCCAGUUCCACACGCAGCACAGACAUUGUCCUGCAGUACAGCAAUCAUCAUUUGAACAACAAGCGCAAUAACAGCAUUUCCAGCAGCAACAAUAAUGGCAAUAACCACAUCAGCAGUGCUAACAACAACAACAACAGUCUGCUCAAUCGCAACAAAUCGCAUUCAAUCAUCGGUCUGCACAGCAGCAAAUACGAUUCCUCGCUGAAGGACAACUACAGCUCGAAGAAUGUGAACCUCAAGAAUCAGCUGCUCAAUGGCGGCAUCAAGAGCGACACCUACGAGAGCGUCUGUCCACCCGAGGAUGUGGCCGAACGCACCAAGCAGACGCACAAGAACUCCAUGAUACGCAACAAUCUGGUGGAUGCCUCCAUGCCACAGUUGCUCGGCAGCAGCAGUCCCAAUAUUGCACAGAAUGUAAACGGCAGCGGCAGCGGCAGCAACCAUCAGAACAACAGCAACAACAAUCUGGGAAGCAGGAACCUGAAGCGGGUAUCCUCGGCGCCACCCAUGCAGAACGUGGCUUUGGUGAAUGGACCACCACCACCGCCACUGCCACCACCGCUGCGCGCUCCAGCUCAGCAGCAGCGCAACAACUUGAAUGCCGAACAACCGAGCAACGGCAACAACGACAGCGGCAGCAACAGCAACAUCUACAAGAAGAAUGUGUUUGGAGCGAAUGCAGUGUCCAGUGGUGCCGUGCCAACUGCUGCUCCCAUUGUGGCCAACGAUGCCGUUGACUCCGACUCUGGCCUGGAGGUGAUCGAGGAGCCAAGUCUGCGACCAUCGGAGCUGGUGCGGGGCAAUCACAAUCGGACCAUGUCCACCAUAUCAGCGAACAAGAAAGCCAAGCUGCUCAAUGGUAACGCCAAUCCUCCAGUCAACAAUGCAGCAGCUGCAGCAGCAGCCGCCCAACCGAAUGGGGAGGCAAACUGUGGAGGUGGAGGUGGAGGAGAAUCGCGUAAUCCGAAUGGCAGCAUCUAUGGCUAUGCUGAGGCACCCAAGUCCCAGAGGGGCGGCAACUAUCAGCAGACGACAUCGCCGCAUUACCCGCAGCAGCAGCAGCAGCAACAGCAGCAGCAGCAGCAUCCGAAUCAUCAUCAUCAGUAUGCGCCGAGCCUUUAUGGCGGUGGAUCCUCGGCGGAGGACCAUUACGAGCUCACCCAGCAGCAGGCGCAGUAUGCGGGCAUUUAUGGGGAGGCUGGGAGCGUGGCCAACGGAUCGGUUAGCGGUCGCACGGGCGGACCCAAUCUGGUCAAUAAGCAGCUGGUGCUGCCGUUUGUGCCCCCCAGUUUUCCCAAUAAAUCGCAAGACGGCAUCACGCACCUCAUCAAGCCGUCCGAGUAUCUGAAGAGCAUCAGCGAUAAGCGUUCGUGUCCAUCCUCGGCCCGCUCCACGGACACGGAGGACUACAUGCAGAUACAGAUUGCCAGCCAGCAACACCAGCCACAGAUUCAUCCCCAGCAGCAGCAGCAGCAGCAUCAUCACCAUCAGCAUCCACAUCCACAUCCACAUCAUAAUCAUCAUGGAAUUGGGGAGCAGCCACCGUUGCCGCCGCCGCCACCGCCCUUGCCACACAAUGUGCCGCUGCCGCCCAUGAUGAUGCCCGGCAUGAUGAACGGCAACGGCAAUGACUCCACCAUGGCCGGCAAGUCGCACAAGACCAAGAAGCCGCACGGUGCCACGCCCAAUAGUCAGGACACUGCCACACGGAAGCAGCACCAGCCGCUCUCGGCCAUUUCCAUACAGGAUCUGAACAGCGUUCAGCUGAGACGCACGGACACGCAGAAGGUGCCGAAGCCGUACCAGAUGCCAGCCCGCAGCCUGAGCAUGCAGUGCCUCACAUCCAGCACGGACACGUAUCUGAAAUCGGAUCUGAUUGCCGAGCUGAAGAUCUCCAAGGACAUACCGGGCAUCAAGAAGAUGAAGGUCGAGCAGCAGAUGGCCAACCGCAUGGACUCCGAGCACUAUGUGGAGAUAACCAAGCAGUUUACGGCCAACCACUACGUGGAUCAGAUCUACUUGCAGAUACCGGAAAAGGAUCAGGCCGGCAAUGCCAUACCCGACUGGAAGCGUCAAAUGAUGGCCAAGAAGGCGGCCGAGCGGGCCAAGAAGGACUUUGAGGAGCGCAUGGCCCAGGAGGCCGAAUCGCGUCGCCUCUCGCAGAUACCGCAGUGGAAGCGCGAUCUAUUGGCCCGCCGCGAGGAGACCGAGAACAAGCUGAAAGCGGCCAUCUACACGCCCAAGGUGGAGGAGAACAACCGCAUUGCGGACACCUGGCGGCUGAAGAACCGCGCCAUGUCCAUAGACAACAUCAACAUCAAUCUAGCCGGCAUGGAGCAGCACUAUCAGCAGAUCCAGUUCCAGCAGCUACCACAGCAGCAUCCCCAGCAGGGCGGCAACAAGGAGAACCACAGCCACAGCCCAGACUCCAACCCAGAGCCGGAACAGGCCGCCGCUGCCGCAGCCGCAGCCGCCGCCCUGGAGCCAACCGUGGACCAGCCGAUAGACCGGGAGACCCACGAGCAGCAGCAACAGCAGCAACAGCAACAGCAGCAGCAGCAGGAGGAGGACAACAUCAUACCCUGGCGUGCCCAGCUACGAAAGACCAACAGUCGCCUCAGCCUCAUCUGAUUUGAUUACGAUUAUGAUUAUGAUUUUGAUUCUGAUUCCCCCAUGAGUCUUAUAAGUGGUGCAUUUUGUUUGUUUUUUUUUUUUUUUUUUUUUUUUCCUAACUUAAAAACUGUGCAAUUACGAUAUGAAAUGAUAAUUAAACCUACUAUAUUAUAAUAUUAUACUAGCUUAAGAUUAGGCAUUGUUUCAUCAACCAACUGCAGAUCCAAGGCAAGCUUAAACCCAAAAAAAAA